Messenger RNA from Aspergillus glaucus CBS 516.65, 2167 nucleotides. RefSeq names its product putative F-box protein (Pof7). The transcript has 2 exons. Gene Ontology annotation, cellular component: SCF ubiquitin ligase complex. The record is from RefSeq and is a predicted model, not a curated record. Gene Ontology annotation, molecular function: protein binding. Gene Ontology annotation, biological process: SCF-dependent proteasomal ubiquitin-dependent protein catabolic process. The coding region runs from base 279 to 1940 and encodes 553 amino acids. NCBI's taxonomy places the organism in Eukaryota, Fungi, Ascomycota, Eurotiomycetes, Eurotiales, Aspergillaceae.
GAAAAGUCGGCGGGUGGCGCUGUUCCAAACAUGGUUUAGCGCCGGAGAUAAGCACCGUCUCCUCCCGAUCGGAGAUUCUUCUUUACAACAACAACUUGCAUCGAGACAAUCUUACUACUAGUCGCGGACAGUCAAUGGAGACACAAUGGCUCUAUGCUUGUGACGAUUGAUAUUAAAUAUAUACUAAAAUUGUUGUUUGACCUGCAGUCCUGGAGCUGAUCGCGAUCCGGAGAAAACCCCGCCAGCUUAUCAAUCUAAAGCGCCGGUCUAUCAAAAUCAUGGCGGACAACGCAGAACUCGAGUCGUUUCGACGCCAGUGGCGCGAAGAGGUUGCGCAGAGGACGAGGCCUGCCAGGUCAGGCCCCCCUAAACCCGGAGCACCUGCGCCAACAUCGACAACGACAGCCCGAUUGGGUCAAUUUCCCCCCACUCGCCACGAAGCAUCGGAGCGCAAGGAUGAAGACGAGGAUGAUGGGAUCCUGGCUCCUCCGGCGGAACAGGAGGAGAUUGUGCAGCAAAUUGGGCAUAUGAGUCUGGCUGACGAGGAUGCGUUUCAUCCUCGAGUUCCAGAGAAAGAGCCCAGUUCGGCUCUGGAGCAUUUCGAAAAAGCGGUGCAAAAGGAGGAGGAGGGUAGCUUGGGAGACAGUCUGCAACUCUACCGCAAGGCCUACCGGUUAGACUCGACUGUCGAUAAAUCUUACCGCGACAAGCAUUUUGCCUGGGCAUGGAAGAAACCCACACAGCCUCCUGGUCCCAAUGCUCCAACUGCUAGUACUACAACAGUGAAACAAGACGAAGAGAAAUCCGAUAUUCUACCAACGCCCGACCUCAUCGCAUCCUUUGCGCAUUUACCCAUCCCGCCGGCCGAACCUGAAAUCGAAAACACACCUCCGCCCCCGUGCCCUAUUGCCAAAGUCCCGUCUGAAGUUAUUGUUGAGAUUCUGAAGCAUGUGGCUUUGAUGGACCCGGCAGCUUUUGGUCGGAUAUCGUUCGUGUGUAAACGUCUGGCAUACCAUUUCGCACAUGACCAACACAUCUGGAGACGGCUUUGCCAGGGAUCAGAGUUCGGGUUUAAAUCGAUGCACUAUUCGUUUGCUUGCGACGUGUUUGGUAACCCAGAAUACACGCUUGCUCCUCGUUACACUCCAUUUCCUUUUGAUACACCAUUACAGAUCCCGAGUCCGUUUGAUUCAUGGAGCGAAGUCUUCCAAAUGCUUCCCCGGAUCCGUUUCACAGGGAUCUAUAUCAGCACGGCCAACUAUACCCGACCCGGUGGAGCCUCCGCAUACCAGAACGUAUCGUGGAACAGCCCCAUUCACAUCAUAACCUACUACCGAUACCUACGAUUCUACCCAGAUGGAACUGUUCUUUCGCUGCUGAGCACCACGCCGCCGCUAGAUGUGGUUCCAUACAUAAACAAGGAAAAUGUGAUGAUGGCACGAGGAACUUCUCAUCGACAGCAGCAACAGCAACAAAAGCCAUCGGACUCCGGUCAUAAAACCGCCGGAUCAUCCGAUUAUGUUCCUCCUGUAGCAAUGGCAGCGUUGAAAUACACCCACCGGGGCCGGUGGCACCUGGUCAAACCGACUACGCUACCAGACCCACCAAACCCGAACGCCAGGCCCGAGCUGGCACCAGACCCAUCGUUACUAGGUAAAACCCCGGAAGGCGUCGAAAAUGAUUCUCGAGACAUCAUCAUUGAAACCGAAGGAGUUGGUCCGAAGUACAUCUACACGCUCCAUUUGGCCUUGCGGUCAUCUUCUGGUGGAACCAAGCCUGCGAACUCCAAUGUUUCACCACCCAACCCGGCCAAGAAUACGAAGCUGGCUUGGAAGGGGUAUUGGAGUUAUAAUAACCUCACGGAUGACUGGGCUGAGUUUGGGCUGCGGAAUGACCGGGCAUUUGUGUUCCGGCGUGUUCGGGGGUGGGGUAUGAAUUGAUACGACUUACGAUACUAGAUACUGAUGAUCUUGUCAGUUAUAAAAUUAUUGGGAAUAGACAUGUGAAUAGUGUAUAGGCCAUGAUUUGUCAAAUAGGAACGGCAGAUAUAUUUGUAAAGAGGCAAAUCGUCAAUCAUCAUCAUCAGGAUGACGAGGCACCUUCUCACAACAUAGCACCUUGACACCGGUCCAGCAAGUCUUGCCAUCCCCUGUACGAUCAACUCCCG